AUGCCGGCGAAUGACUGCGUACUUAUGGACAAAAUCAUCGAAGGGGAUGGUAAGACGAUCCCACGCCAAGGAAGCAUUGUGACUCUUGACUACGUCGGUUUUUUGCCUGAUGGAAGGAGGUUUGACUCCACCAUCGAGCGCGGAAAGCCUUUUGUGUUUCGUGUAGGAUGUGGCGAGGUCAUUAAGGGGUGGGAUGAGGGGAUUGUGCAGAUGUCAAAGGGCGAGCGGAGUCGAUUGACGAUACCACCUUCUUUGGCAUUUGGAUCCACUGGUUUUCCUGGUAUGAUCCCCCCCGACACUGUCAUUGUUUUCGAGGUGACACUGCUGGACGUUGCUUGA
Molecule: messenger RNA, 339 nt
Organism: Trypanosoma cruzi
Lineage: Eukaryota; Euglenozoa; Kinetoplastea; Trypanosomatida; Trypanosomatidae
Product: peptidyl-prolyl cis-trans isomerase, putative
Exons: 1
Coding region: 1-339 (112 amino acids)
Molecular function (GO): peptidyl-prolyl cis-trans isomerase activity
Source: RefSeq, a predicted model, not a curated record